Protopterus annectens (West African lungfish) is the source of this 1600-nucleotide messenger RNA. RefSeq names its product transmembrane p24 trafficking protein 10 (gene TMED10). Gene Ontology annotation, biological process: Golgi organization; endoplasmic reticulum to Golgi vesicle-mediated transport; intracellular protein transport. The record is from RefSeq and is a predicted model, not a curated record. Lineage: Eukaryota; Metazoa; Chordata; Ceratodontiformes; Protopteridae. The transcript has 3 exons. Gene Ontology annotation, cellular component: endoplasmic reticulum-Golgi intermediate compartment; endoplasmic reticulum; COPII-coated ER to Golgi transport vesicle. The coding region runs from base 114 to 560 and encodes 148 amino acids.
ACUUCCGCUUGUGUCUCUCUCAUGACACUAAGUCCGCCUCUAUUGUCCGCCCAAUUUUUAUUACUCCGCCUUUCUGCUCUUUCAGCUAAUACUAGUGGAAUGUAAUUUUCAUAAUGAAGUCAGUUGUCAUGGCUUGGCUUUUAAAGUGUAUCUUCUUAUUUUUGUUUUGCAAAUCCGCAUUUUCGAUUUCAUUCCAUCUACCAGUUAAUUCUCGCAAGUGUUUAAGAGAGGAGAUCCACAAGAAUGUACUUGUUACUGGAGAAUAUGAAGUCAGUGAACAGCCUAGUAUCAAAACACAUCUUAAGAUAACAGAUUCUGCUGGACACAUUCUCUAUGCAAAAGAAGAUGCUUCUAAAGGAAAAUUUGCUUUUACCACAGAAGAUUAUGACAUGUUUGAAGUCUGCUUUGAGAGCAGGUACCCAAUGGUCUUCCUUACAGAGUCUACCAAUACCAGAGUGCUGUAUUUCAGUAUUUUUUCCAUGUGCUGUCUAAUCGGUCUGGCCACCUGGCAGGUCUUCUACCUUCGGCGCUUCUUCAAGGCCAAAAAGCUGAUCGAGUAAACAUGGGGGAAAAAAAUGGAAAUGUCCAGAGCGCUGAGAACUGUAGUCAACCUCCCUUGAAGGACCUGACAUUGUACCAUCAGUUUUGUAAAAUUGGCAGACAAAUCUAAAUAAGAGGAAAACAAAAACAUCACGAGACAAAACUAGACUGUAAUUUUUGUUGGUGGUUUGAGUUAAAGGAAGAUUGCAGUGCACAGAUGGAAGAGUGACAGCACUGUGAAGGCAACAUGUUUAGCCCUUGAUUGACACUCAUUUGAUGCCCUUUAGGUCUUUUAGCUUUUAUGAUAGUGAAAGGGGUCUGUUGGUAAAGACUACUACCAGACUAAGGUUGAAAGCAUGCAGUUUGGUGCUCUGGAGUAGCAUUGUGUAGGUAGGUAUGAUGCAGGUCCAGCUUCUCACAGUAUGGCAUUGUUGCAAGGUGCAACAAGGUUAUUUAAUGUUCCAUAUUUUUGACCUAAAAGGCAGUUUCAUUUGAAGCAGUUUUAGUGCUUUCAAGAAAGCAAGACAUGUUUGCUAUAACACUUUUGCAGGAAUAAUUUGUGUUGUGAAACCUGUGUGUAUAAUUCUCCCCAUCCCAGUUAUUCUUUAGCCUUGUAUUCCAUAGAAAUGUUUAUGCUUGCCACUUCGCUGGAUAUUAGCAAGACUGCCUGCACCCCAACUUUUAUACUCCCACCUAUUUAUCUUUUUUAUGAAGAAGGCAAAGUAUGUUGCUUGUCUUCACAGUGUAAAUAUUGUUGAAACUCUUGUUUACUUUUAGUUCUGCACUGUAACAAGAUUUACAAGCUUUGUAAGAUUUAUUCCCAAACUGCUAAGUCCACUGACCUCUUGAUCAUCUGCUAGAUUAUGACACUGUGGUCCUUUUAAGUGCUGUGACCCCUCCAUGUGGUUAAGCCCCACACCUUACCAUGCCAGUGGAGUUUUUAUGAAAAUGUAUUAUAUGUAAUUAUCAGUUUUUUGGUACCAUUUCUGAUGCCAUGUAGAAGGUGCACAAAAGUGGAAGAUGCUUCUGAACUUUCCUCUAUUAAAGUUGUUAAUUAAAA